Molecule: messenger RNA, 488 nt
Organism: Suillus plorans
Lineage: Eukaryota; Fungi; Basidiomycota; Agaricomycetes; Boletales; Suillaceae
Exons: 5
Coding region: 1-330 (109 amino acids)
Source: RefSeq, a predicted model, not a curated record
AUGCCCAUCACACUUGACUCUGGCACUCGUCACUUCAUGUCAACGCUUUCCAAUCUCACAUUGAAUCAUAUACAUUUAUCUACAGCAUCAGAUAUGACUUCUAUUGAAAUUACCCAGCGGCUAUUUGGCAAUUCGUUGAAGACUUCAGUCAUUGACAAACACUCUGUGCAACCCAACCCUCUCAAAUUUGAUCUCAUAGAAUAUGUCGCUCAACUACGGGAAGGAAUUCUAGAGACAUACACUGUAGUCGUCACUGCAUUCAAGAAUACCGAGAAAGCACCUGCACUACUCCCUUACGUGCCAUCCUUGAGCUCAUCCAUCAAUGUCUAGCAGACGAGGGAGAUCCAACUCUAUUGUGAAACUCUCCUUUGGCCUCAUCGGUGACCUCGCAGACUGAUUCCCCGACGACCAGAUCAAAGAACACCUGCUAGAGGAAUGGAUUGCACAUGAAUUCCGUAGUAAGCGUGGUAUGCAACAAGAGAUGAAAG